Columba livia (rock pigeon) is the source of this 5795-nucleotide messenger RNA. It is a transcript of the gene SH3BP4, whose product is annotated as SH3 domain binding protein 4. Gene Ontology annotation, molecular function: protein binding. NCBI's taxonomy places the organism in Eukaryota, Metazoa, Chordata, Aves, Columbiformes, Columbidae. Bases 556 to 3450 code for a protein of 964 amino acids. The transcript is spliced from 5 exons. The record is from RefSeq and is a predicted model, not a curated record. Gene Ontology annotation, cellular component: cytoplasm.
GUGGCUUGUUUGUUGUUUAUUUGUUUUCGUACCAGCUUCCCAGGAUGUGGCUCCUUUCCAACACUUUGUGGCAGCCGUCCUUCUUGUCAGGGAGCAAAACAGUGGUGGCCACAAAGCAAGCCUUUCUUUUGGCCUUUGCAAGCAUUCUGCUUGGUUAUCCCUGAGCAAGGGCUGUGGACGGACAAAGUAUUUACUGUUCCUGGGAGAUGGCAAUUACCUUGUCAGUAAAACAGAUAGCCCAUGCUGCUGGCUCUGGCCUUGACUGGCUUAUCAUCAUAAGAGUUACGGGCAGCAUUGCUCGCUUCCCGGAGCUUAUCACGGCUGCUUUGCGGCAGACUGGGGGAAAGAUGCUCUGGGACUGGGACAUCAGGGUGGUGGGUCUCCUCCUGGCACCAUCCAUCUGAUACAGCGUUGCCUGAGUCUUCUUCAUGCAGAGUCUGUCCUGCUUAACCUGGAGGCUGGUUCCCCAAAGUGACAGCGGGGUCCCCGUAGCCAUCUUCGCUCACGAAGAGGCCAUGGCUGCCUAGCGGGAGCACGGGGGUUGGCAGGACGGAGAUGGCGGCGCAGAGGAUCCGGGCGGCCAACUCGGGUGGCCUGCCACGGUGCAAGUCGGAGGGGACGCUCAUCGACCUCAGCGAGGGCUUCGCUGAGACCAGCCUCUGCGAUGUCAAAGUGCCUUCUCCUAGUGCCUUGCUGGUUGACAAUCCCAUGUCCUUUGGAAAUGCCAAGGAAGUAAUAGCAAUCAAAGAUUACUGUCCAACUAAUUUCACCACUUUGAAGUUCUCCAAGGGGGAUCAUCUUUAUGUCUUAGACACAUCGGGAGGUGAGUGGUGGUACGCUCACAACACUAUGGAAAUGGGUUACAUCCCUUCUUCCUAUGUCCAGCCUGUAAACUACCGCAACUCUUCCUUAACGGACAGUGGUAUGAUAGACAAUCUACUGGAGAGCCCUGAUGAGGGGGUCAAGGAGUUAGACCUGCUUGGGGAAUGGACUGAUGUGAAAAGAAACUCUGUAAAAACCUACAAUAACAACCCAUUCUUGAAUGGAGUCCAGACAAACCCAUUUCUGAAUGGGAGUUUGCAAACAGUGCCCAGUUCAGACAAAGAGUCCAACUCCAACAUUGCUGUUGACUUGCUGCUCUUUGACACGGGGGCUCCUACUUCAGCUGUUUCCAGUUCGGCUGCUAAUAGCAGCCUGGGUAACAUUUUUGAUGAGUUUCCAUCCACGAACAGGCUGGAUUUGGAACAGCCUGUGAAAAGGGAUAAUCCCUUCUUCAGAAGUAAACGCUCCUACAGUUUGUCUGAACUGUCUGUUCUUCAAGCCAAGUCAGAUGCUCCAGCAUCGUUGGGUUUCUUCAGUGGUCUGAAGUCUCCCACCCCUGAGCAGUUCCAGAGUCGGGAAGAUUUUAGGACAGCAUGGCUGAACCACAGGAAGCUGGCUCGGUCUUGCCAUGACUUGGAUUUGCUUGGUCAAAAUCCUGGCUGGGGUCAGACGCAACCAGUGGAGACCAACAUUGUCUGCAAACUGGAUAGCUCUGGUGGAGCUGUUCAGCUUCCAGACACCAACAUCAGCAUCCGUGUACCAGAGGGCCAUGUGUGCCCUGGGGAGACACAGCAGAUCUCCAUGAAGGCAAUGCUGGAUCCACCACUGGAGCUGAACAGCGACAAGUGCAGCACCAUCAGCCCGGUCCUGCAGAUCAAACUCAGCAAUAUGGAGGUGAAAACCUUCAUCCUUCUGGAGAUGAAGGUGUCAGCAGAGGUCAAGAAUGAUAUCAUGAGCAAGAGUCUGGUAGGACUACAGUGCCUGCGGAGUGACAUGAAAGAGGGGCCAUACACACCAAUGCAGCUGAGCUAUUCCUAUGGGGACACGAUCCAGGUGCAGCUGGAGAACCUGGAGCCUUGCAUGUACAUUGCGGCUGUAGCCCAGGGCCAGAACAUCCUAUACCCUUACACUGUUUGGGAUUACAUCAGCAAGAAAAUCACAGUUGGUCUGUACGGCCCAAAACACAUUCAUCCUUCCUUUAAAACCGUUGUGGCUCUAUUUGGGCAUGAGUGUGCACCCAAGACUCUCCUGGUGAACGAGGUCACAAGACAGUCACACAGCCCAGCUCCUGUUGCCCUCCAGCUCUGGGGUAAGCAUCAAUUUACUCUGUCCCGGCCUCAGGAUCUCAAGAUCUGCAUGUUCUCCAACAUGACCAACUAUGAGGUGAAAGCUAGCGAGCAAUCCAAAAUUGUGCGAGGCUUCCAGAUGAAGCUGGGCAAGGUCAGCCGCCUUAUCUUCCCCAUUGCAUCCCAUGACCCCAAUGAGCUCUCAGACUUCACACUUAGGAUACAGGUCAAGGAUGACCAGGAUGCCAUUUUGACCCAAUUCUGUGUCCAGACACCACAGCCUCCUCCAAAAAGUGCCAUCAAACCGACAGGGCAGAGGCGGUUUCUCAAGAAGAACGAGGUCGGAAAGAUCAUCCUUUCACCUCUGGCUGCUACUGCUAAGUAUCCAGUUUUUCAGGACCGACCAGUGUUGAGCUUGAAGUAUGGCAAGCUACUGAAGACAGUGGUGCGGCAAAGCAAGAACCACUAUUUACUGGAGUACAAGAAAGGAGAUGUCGUAGCCCUCCUCAGUGAGGAGAAGAUCAGGUUGAAAGGGCAGCUGUGGACCAAGGAAUGGUACAUUGGCUACUACCAGGGUAAAAUAGGCCUUGUGCACACCAAAAAUGUGCUGGUGGUUGGGAAGGUCAAGCCCAGCUACUUCUCUGGGCCAGAUCUCACCACCAGCUUGUUGCUUGAGCAGAUCCUGAGAUCCUGUAAGUUCCUGACCUACAUCUAUGCCUCUGUGAGGACUCUGCUCAUGGAGAACCUCAGCAGCUGGCGGUCCUUUGCUGAUGCACUGGGGUACGUGAAUUUGCCGCUCACGUUUUUCUGCCGAGCAGAGUUAGAUAGUGAACCGGAGCGAGUUGCCUCUGUUUUGGAGAAGCUGAAGGAAGACUGCAACAACACUGAGAACAAGGAGAGGAAAUCCUUCCAGAAGGAGCUGAUGAUGGCUCUGCUAAAAAUGGACUGCCAAGGUCUGGUCGUUCGGCUCAUCCAGGACUUUGUGCUGCUGACCACGGCCGUGGAGGUGGCCCAGCGCUGGAGGGAACUUGCUGAGAAGCUCACCAAGGUCUCCAAGCAGCAGAUGGAUGCUUACGAGGCCCCGCACCGGGACAAGACAGGGGUGGUGGAUAGCGAGGCCAUGUGGAAGCCAGCAUAUGAUUUCCUUCUCACCUGGAGCAGCCAGAUGGGUGACAGCUACCGUGAUGUGAUCCAGGAGCUGCACACAGGGCUGGACAAGAUGAAGAACCCCAUCACCAAACGCUGGAAGCAUCUUACGGGCACCCUGAUCCUCGUCAACUCUUUGGACAUACUGCGGGCAGCUGCCUUCAGCCCGCAAGACCAUGAGGAUUUUGCCAUCUAGCUCCUGUGGUGAUGUUUUUGUCCACAUCCUCUUUGCUGGGGUUUGUCCUAUGUUUUUUUCCCCACUUUUUUAAGCAGUUGACUUUAAAAAGAAGUGGAGGUUUCCCUCCUUGGGUUUUAAGAGGCCAAAGUUUGCAAGGUCUCCACUGGGACUGGAAAUCAGCAGGAGACAUCCCUCCUUGAUGGGAAGGCAUCCAGAGGGGGAUGGCUUUUCUUAUGGCAUUGAUACCAAUUAAACUAUUUCUUACUAAAAAAACUUUGAAGGGGGCAGGAGGGGUGGGGAGGGAUCACAAAAAGAGAUCAUGUUUUUUAGGCAUUUACAAAUAAAAGUCUAAUUUUUGUAAUGAGCAGUAAAGAUUGUAACCACUUUAGGGGGAAACUGUGGCUGUUUUUUUUACGUUAUAGAAACCACUUUUAAAUUAUCGUUUUUGAGACAACCAUGAGUCAUGUAAAUAGGUAUUUUAAGAGGAAGCACAGUAAAUGCCCUUCCCCACCCCACGGUUAGGCUUUGGCUAACUCCCAGAUGUGACUGUAAAGCACAGUAUGAACUUGGGAUUUGGGAUGUCUGCAGCCCAAUGAGCAUCUUACACCAAAAGAGAGCUGCUGCUUUGCUUUUUUUUUUUUUUGCUGUUUGUUUUUACACACCCUGUUGUUUGAUUUUUUGUUUUAUUUUCAUGUCUCUCCAAACAUGGAUUUUCUCAUUUGCGGACAAGAAGAUGCUUGUUGCCUCUUGUCAGAUGCACGGGUACUGUUUUAACCAGGGGAAGCAGCCACAACCCCUUGCGUUUCAUCCUGCCCAGGUGCUGCGGGACAUCUCUGGAAGAAACUGGAGGUUUGAGGUUCAGCAGAGACCUUGGGAGAUGGAGGAUGGUCAGAGUGGUUCACCGUGCCAUGGCAGCAAACUCUCCAGAUGCUCCUGCUCUGGGGAAGAGGUCAGAAAAAGGAAGGGAACUAUUUCAAUCCACAUCUCCAUUUAUACACAUUUGAGAUCUGAGUUCAUUAGAGGUGCUCAGAUGCACUACAUGACUUAACACUCAUUGCCAUUGAUAUCAGAGGGCUUUGAGUGGGGCUCUUAAAGACUCCUGAAGUCCAGUUUAACUUGUAAAUAGUCUUUGCUAUAAACCUGGUGCCAUCAAGCUAAAUAUUUGCAGCACCAAGUGCCCGUAUUUUUCCCCGUCUGUUUUAUAGUUGAGUCUUUUGAAUGGUUCCUCCUCCACCUCCUCCUUCCCAGCUUUCAAAUAUUGUACGUGGGAGGGAAAUAUUUUUGCACAGAAGGAUUGUUUUAAGUGCAAAGUCUCUUUAUAGUGAAAUGCUGCUACCAAGAAAGGUUAGUUGUUACAGGAUGAUUUUCUUUCAGGUUAAUAAAAAAAAAAAAGAUAAUGGGGAAGGUAUCUGACAGAUAGUGCUGGUACAGCAGCCUCGAAAGGGAACGGUCUUCUUUCAUCUUCCCAAAAUCAUGUUCCCAGAGUCGCUCUUGCUGGAUCCCACAAGAAGUAAAUAGCACCUUAAUUUCUCCUCAGGGGCUUUAAGGAGUUUCCUAUGCAACUUGAUGUAGCACAGAGAGAGGGUCCCUCUGCAACCGAGCCCACUACGUGUCCCCUUUCCCUUUCCUGAAGGUGCCCUAAGAACACAUUUUUUCAUGCACGAGCAAAAAUCUCAUUUGCUAUAAGGAAUCCUCCUGCCAGGGCAUGCAUGCAGGCAGAGGGACAGCUUUCUCCCAGCCGUUUAUCCAAAGUCGAAUGUGCUGUAGGAGGGGCCGGUCCAUGCAGACACUGGGGCUCUGCAGAACGGCUGUGCCAGGGACCCUCGAGGGUGUCAGCAGCAGGUGAGGGCAGGAGUUUGAGCCUCCUGUGUUUCAGGGAUGCCCCGAAUAAUUUCAGUAUUUUCUUUUUUUCUGUUAUUUCUUUUUUUUUUUUUUUUUUAGAUCCCCUUUGGUUUUUCUAACUACCUCAGGUACUCUGUAUAUCCAGCUUAACAUUUCAGCAGCAGCCUAAGCCAGGCUGUGCUCAGCUCAUUGACAGUGUGCACCCUCCCUGAGACUCGCGGAGCAUGGCUGGCAUGUUUUGGGGCCUGUGGGGUGACUGCUGUGUUAAUUUGUCCCUGUCCUCAGUCUGAAAUCUGGUCCCUCCUCACAUGCCAGGACUGGGCAUAUGUCCUUCAGAUGCCUUCUGCCCACUAAACAUCAAGUCCUUCUCCAAAACUUCGGUCUGGGCUUUGCAUUACCACUCUGUGCAGUAACUGGUUAUUGUACUUACUGUUUAAUGUUCUUUUUUUUUUUCUUUUUUAAAGAGAAAAAUUUUUGGAAAAAAAAUACUAUUAAAGCUGUUACUAUUCCAGUGCUCCUGA